This is a messenger RNA of Xiphophorus maculatus (southern platyfish), 3899 nucleotides long. RefSeq names its product zinc finger and BTB domain containing 17 (gene zbtb17). Gene Ontology annotation, biological process: regulation of transcription by RNA polymerase II. The coding region runs from base 1145 to 3511 and encodes 788 amino acids. Gene Ontology annotation, cellular component: nucleus. Lineage: Eukaryota; Metazoa; Chordata; Actinopteri; Cyprinodontiformes; Poeciliidae. The transcript is spliced from 13 exons. Gene Ontology annotation, molecular function: RNA polymerase II cis-regulatory region sequence-specific DNA binding; protein binding; DNA-binding transcription factor activity, RNA polymerase II-specific. The record is from RefSeq and is a predicted model, not a curated record.
ACUUCCUGCAGAUGCAGGAAAUCAUAAAUGCUUGUUCUGCAUAUCAGUCGAUGUCAAAUCAACCUCCAUCCAUCAUAACUCUGGAUCUUCCUGAUGAUCAACCAGGUCUUUAAGUAUUUGACUGUUUGUGUGUGUUGAGAAGCUGAGAAUAAUCAGAUUAAGGCUGCACAAUUUGAGUUGUAAAGCUAAUGCUGAGUGUUGGGAUGAUACACUUCUUUAAGGCAGUCAUAUAAAGAGGUUUGUAUCACUAAGCAGUAGAAAAUAACUGUAUUUAGUCAUAUUUUCAAAUGUUUUGACAUGACGCUUUUGUUGGACAGUGGACAAAAUUGUAGAACUAAAUCCUGACAAUACAAACCAUUGUAAGAAAUUUAUCAUGAUAAAUAGUAAUAAGACGAAUACCAAUUGCAGUAACAGUUGCAUUUGAUGUAUUGUGCAGCUCUACAUUAGACGACUUUAUUUACUCUGAAUUUUGCUCUGUACCAGAAAACCCUGUUGUCAUGAAGAGAGAGUUUGUUGAUGAACCAAAAUGCAGAAAGGAGUUGGAACAUGGAUCAUGUUGAAAGUUUUAAAGAAAAAACAAAAACUUACAAAAACAAGCCAUGGAGAACACAUGGAGCCAGAGCAGAAGUACAUUAACAGGAACAACAGGGAGGCAGCAGGAUAAACAGGAUUUAACAGGAGGAACAAGCAAGGCGUGUGAGCAGGAGAAGGGUUUAAAUACUGUGAGGGUGAAUUCUGGAACAAAAGUGCCUGGGCUGAUUAGCUAAUGGGUUGCAGGUGUGAGGAGAGACCAGUGAGGCGGACAAAGGAGGGGGAAAGAGGAACCAACAGGGAAACUGACUAGACCCAAGGAUGGGAAGUCAGUGGGGCUUAAUGAAGUAAAUGGAUGAAGGAAAAAAAAAAAAAUCAAUACAAGGAAAUAACAGCAGCAAAGAGUCCAUAUAACACAGGUUAUGACACCUGUAGAUGAAUGUUCGGCUAGUGGUUUUAAGCUCGAGACCACUUGGCUUCAAGUGACCUUAAAAAAAUUUGGGCUUUGGGCCACUCAAAGUCUGGAAAAGUCAGCAAAGUCGAUUCAUUCCUGUAAUCCCUCAAAUUCUGCUGAAUUAAAAAUAAUGCUGUAAAGAACAGUUGGUUCACACUGAUGCCAGUUAUCGCCAUUGCUGCUGCUCAGCGUGGCACAACAAAGGGUGAAAAGGCAGGUGGAAGAGAACAGAAAGAAAAUCAGCUGUCAGAAGUUGCAGGACAAGCGGAGGAGUUUCCGUCUGGCACACCGACAGAAGAUCUCAAGAACUCACAGAGUGAGGAUGUGAACGGAGACAUUUCUGCUGAUCCGGAACAAACUGCUUCUCAGCUGAAUCCCAUCAGAAAGCACCCGGGCCGGGGAAGACCCCCCAAAAGCUCUCAGGUUUCUGCACAGAAGACGGUGUCGGUGAAGGAGGAAGAGGAGGGUUCUUUGGCAAACACGACAGGAUUUCAGGACGAUCCCUCGGAUGCUGACUACGCACCCAAACCACAGUCGAGAUCUUCAGGCAGCUACUUGAACUCGCGUGGAAGAAGGAUCAGAAAACCUGCUCGACGUAGGAGUUCACCUGAAAAUGACUUGGAAGACGAAGGUCCAUCGAAGGAAAAAAAGGAGAAAAGGGCGAGGGAGGACGAAGAGGUGGCUGACAGACAGGAACUACAUGAUGGGGAGGCCAGUGAGGGAGAGGAGGUCGAAGAGGCAGAAGACAGCAUCGAACUGCAAGGGGAAGGAGACAGCGAGGAAGACGGAAGACCAUCUCAGGCAUCAUCUAUGAGCAACCGAACCGAAUCGAAGCCGUACAGCUCUGUGACGCACAAAUGUGGGGACUGCGGGAAGAAAUUUACCCACACAGGUAAUUUCAAGAGACACAUGCGUAUCCACACUGGAGAAAAGCCAUUCAGCUGUCGGGACUGCAACAAGGCUUUCUCUGACCCUGCCGCUUGCAAAGCCCACGAGAAAACACACAGCCCCCUGAAGCCGUACUGCUGCUCCACUUGUGGGAAGAGCUACCGGCAGGUCAGCCUGCUAAACCUGCACCGGAAACGGCACACGGGUGAAGCGCGCUACAGCUGUGACGUCUGUGGCAAGCUUUUCACCACUUCGGGGAAUCUGAAGCGCCACCAGCUGGUGCACAGCGGGGAGAAGCCGUACCACUGUGACUUCUGUGGCAAAGCUUUCUCCGACCCCACCGCCAAGAUGCGACACCUGGAGACCCAUGAUACGGAGAAAGGCAACAAGUGUCCGCACUGUGACAAACGCUUCAACCAGGUAGGAAAUCUGAAAGCUCACCUAAAGAUUCAUAUUGCAGACGGGCCCCUGAAGUGCAAGGAGUGCAGCAAACAGUUCACCACUUCAGGCAAUCUGAAAAGACACCUGCGUGUUCACAGCGGGGAGAAACCAUACGUGUGUUCGCACUGUCAGAGAGCUUUCAGUGAUCCCGGAGCUCUGCAGCGCCACGAGCGCAUUCACACAGGAGAAAAACCCUGCGUCUGUCUUGUGUGCGGCAAGGCUUUUACUCAAGCCAGCUCCCUCAUUGCUCAUGUCCGGCAGCACACCGGGGAGAAGCCCUACGUCUGUGAUCGCUGCGGGAAAAGGUUUGUGCAGUCCAGCCAGUUGGCAAAUCACAUUCGACACCACGACAACGUGCGACCACACAAGUGCCAGAUGUGCAACAAGGCAUUUGUGAACGUGGGGGAUUUAUCCAAACACAUCAUCAUUCACACAGGUGAAAAACCGUUUCUUUGUGAUAAAUGCGGCCGUGGCUUUAACCGGGUGGACAACCUGCGCUCCCAUGUUAAGACUGUUCACCACGGCAAAGCCGGCAUGAAGAGGCUGGUGCUGACGGGGGGAACCAUCGAAGAAGUUAGCGACGACUGUGCUGAAGCUGGGUCUUCGGAUGAGAUCAAGAUAGUCACUGUUACCACAGAGGACAUUGUCACCCUUACGGCCGAGGCCCUGGCAGGAAGUGCUGUGGCUCAGCUCACGGUCCUCCCAGUGACUGCCUCGGUGUCUGCAGAUGAAACGGAGGCUUUGAAAGCUGAAAUCACCAAGGCAGUAGAGAAGGUGCAAGAAGAAGACCCCAACACCCAGAUCCUGUAUGCUUGCGACUCAUGCGGCGAUAAAUUUCUGGACGCCACCUCUUUGGCUCAGCAUGUUCGGAUCCACACGGCCCAAGCCUUGGUCAUGUUUCAGGCAGAUUCCGACUUCUACCAGUACACCGCGGCAGCCGCCACCGGAGAGGGGGAUGAUGCUGCUGCCGCUGCAAUCUGGCAACCUGCGCCCGGACAAGUUAUUCAGCAAGAAGAGCUGAUCUUCCGUACGGAUGAAGAAGAGGGGAAAUCAGAGGAGAUGCAUGGAGAGCAAGUGUCAGAGACUGUCAUUCAUGUGGAGGAGGCGGUUGAAGUGGAAGAAACUACUUCUGAGCACCAAACAAAUGAGAGGGAUGGAGAAGAAGAAAAGGAAGAGAAUGUUAAAAGUAAAGAUUAGACGUAGUGGAACAGGUUCGUCUGUGAUGUAUAAAAUGUUGCUUUUGUUAGAAAUCUAAUUUAUACGAGAGGAAAUUAGGAUAUUAUGUUUCUUGAUGAAUUAUACAUUAGGUUAUAACAUGAUGUUUAAAGAAAACUAAUCUGGAUUCAAUCAUUUUAAAUAAAAUGUAUUUUAACCUAAUUUAAUCUUUAGUGAUGCAUUUGCUUUACUCUUUACAGCAAUAGUUUGGUAAAGAAUUGCAGAAAUGAUUAAACAAGUUUGUAUAGUUUGUUUGUUUUAAGACUGAAAUGUAGGACUGUGUUUUGUCCUUUUAUGCUAGAUUGUAAAUCUAAUAGAGACUCGUAUUUUUCCAUUUUUUGAUUAAAUAUCUACUCUUUCUUCAAACGUG